Messenger RNA from Chrysochloris asiatica (Cape golden mole), 1170 nucleotides. RefSeq names its product ring finger protein 113A (gene RNF113A). The transcript has a single exon. The record is from RefSeq and is a predicted model, not a curated record. Lineage: Eukaryota; Metazoa; Chordata; Mammalia; Afrosoricida; Chrysochloridae. Gene Ontology annotation, cellular component: U2-type spliceosomal complex. Gene Ontology annotation, molecular function: metal ion binding. The coding region runs from base 96 to 1151 and encodes 351 amino acids. Gene Ontology annotation, biological process: snoRNA splicing.
CCUCCUACACUCAGCCGAGCGCAGGGCGUGCCGUGACGUGACCCGGCCCGCGCUGCCCCGCAUGCUGGAGCUGUUUUGGAGCUCAGUACUCUGAGAUGGCAGAGCAACUUUCUCCAGGAAAGACGACAGAUCAAGUAUGCACCUUCCUCUUCAAAAAGCCUGGACGGAAAGGCGGCGCAGGCCGCAGAAAGCGCCCUGUCUGCGAUCGAGAUUCCGGGGAGAGCAGCAGCAGUAGUGAGGAAGGCAGCACUGUGGUUCGCCCGGAAAAGAAGAGGACAAUCCACAACCCAAUGAUACAAAAGACGCGUGGCAGCGGUAAGCAAAAGGCAGCUUAUGAUGGAAUGAGCAGCGAGGAGGACAACGAGUCCGAAGGUCUAGGCGUGGUCUACAAGUCCACCCGCUCAGCGAAACCCGUGGGGCCAGAAGAUAUGGGUGCGACCGCUGUCUACGAGCUAGACACAGAGAAAGAGCGUGACGCACAAGCCAUCUUUGAGCGUAGCCAGAAGAUCCAGGAGGAGCUGAGGGGCAAGGAAGAUGACAAGAUCUAUCGGGGAAUCAACAAUUAUCAGAAAUUCAUGAAGCCCAAAGAUACAUCUAUGGGCAAUGCCUCCUCCGGGAUGGUCAGGAAGGGCCCUAUACGAGCUCCCGAGCAUCUACGUGCCACGGUGCGCUGGGAUUACCAACCCGACAUCUGUAAGGACUACAAGGAGACCGGCUUCUGCGGUUUUGGAGACAGCUGCAAGUUCCUCCACGACCGCUCAGAUUACAAGCAUGGGUGGCAGAUCGAACGUGAGCUUGAUGAGGGUCGCUAUGGUGUCUAUGAGGACGAAAACUAUGAAGUGGGAAGCGAUGAUGAGGAAAUACCAUUCAAGUGUUUCAUCUGUCGCCAGACCUUCCAAAACCCAGUUGUCACCAAGUGCAGGCAUUAUUUCUGCGAGAGCUGUGCACUGCAGCAUUUCCGCACCACCCCACGUUGCUAUGUCUGUGACCAGCAGACCAAUGGCGUCUUCAAUCCCGCGAAAGAAUUGAUUGCCAAACUGGAGAAGAAUCAAGCCGCAGGAGAGGGUGGUGCUUUUGAUUUCCCAGAAGACCCCAGUGAGGAUCCAGUUCCCAUUACUUCAGUGUCUCAUGAUUCUCAAAUCUCAGAAUAAAUGUUUUGGUGAUUUUUUU